CUGCGCAUUAUUUGGGUGGAAAACUCCAUUGAUAGGCUAAUAGAAAAGGAAGCAACUCCCAAAAGAAGAAAUCAGGGUUUCUUCGCCACCAACUCUGUAGAAUUUUGGUUCAAGAUUUCGUCGACGAUCAAAUUCUUCCUGCGCAGAAUAACAGGUCUUGUGUAAUGUUACCCCCUAGGCUAGUUCUAUAUUUUGAUAAGACGCUCAUUGAUCAAGUGCAUAUCUCUCUUUGAACAAGAAUCUUGUCCGGAGAAACCUUGACUUGGUUGAAAUUGUUCCUUGGAACAUCUACAGGACAGUAUGGCUACAGUAAAGAACCUGAAGAUUAAGACAGCAACCUGCAAACGCAUUAUCAAGGAGUUGCAUUCUUACGAGAAGGAGGUCGAGAGAGAAGCUGCCAAAACAGCUGACAUGAAAGAAAAAGGGGCUGAUCCUUAUGACCUUAAGCAACAGGAAAACGUGCUGGCUGAAUCAAGGAUGAUGGUUCCCGAUUGUCACAAGCGUCUGGAGUCUGCCUUGGCUGAUCUGAAAGGAACACUGGAUGAACUGGAAAAGUCAACACAAGUGAGAGGCCCGGAGUUUGACGAUGCUCGGAGCAUAAUCACCGAGAUCGAAAGUUUCCUUAAGACAACAGAGGAAUAGUAGUGAUCUUAAUUACCAAUAACAGAAUUUUAUAUUGAUAAGCUAUUAAUCAAACUGUUGCUUUGCAAUAUUACUUUCUCUUGUCCGGCUUUUGGUUGCUAUGUUCAUACUUUGGAGAGUUUCAUUCCCUGUUAUUCACUCCUAUCAUCAAGUUUAAGACUAAAAUCUUCUGUUUC
Cucurbita pepo subsp. pepo (vegetable marrow) is the source of this 818-nucleotide messenger RNA. It is a transcript of the gene KIS, whose product is annotated as tubulin folding cofactor A (KIESEL). NCBI's taxonomy places the organism in Eukaryota, Viridiplantae, Streptophyta, Magnoliopsida, Cucurbitales, Cucurbitaceae. Gene Ontology annotation, biological process: post-chaperonin tubulin folding pathway; tubulin complex assembly. Gene Ontology annotation, cellular component: microtubule cytoskeleton; cytosol. Gene Ontology annotation, molecular function: beta-tubulin binding. The record is from RefSeq and is a predicted model, not a curated record.